Molecule: messenger RNA, 515 nt
Organism: Anopheles funestus (African malaria mosquito)
Lineage: Eukaryota; Metazoa; Arthropoda; Insecta; Diptera; Culicidae
Exons: 2
Coding region: 81-392 (103 amino acids)
Source: RefSeq, a predicted model, not a curated record
UAUUGCUAAGAAAAGUCACAUCACACUACUAGUUGUGUUUCAGUAAGCGAACGAACUUCAAACUACCAAACAACUUAACAAUGGCUUUCAAAGUAGCUGCCUUUGCCAUCCUUCUGGUCACUGUCGCCAUCCAUGCGGCUCCCCAGCUCGAUCAGCUGCCCAGCGGUAUGACUACGCCGGCGGUUGGCGAAAUCCAGGCACCGGUCGGUGGCAACCAGACGAACCCGGGUGAUUUGCCCAACAACAUGAACACGACCGUUCCGUCGAACCCGGCCGAAGGUGUCGGUGGUGCCGAGAAUGCUACCAUGCCGUCCAACAUUGGUGGAGGUAUCCCGAACCAGCUGGGAAACCGUAUCGCUAACCGAAUCAACAGCCGUAACAACAAACACUAGCACGGUUCCGAUCGAGACUAAAAGGAUUUUGAACGCAUGAGCAAGCAUGGGAUGUAGGACGCACGAAAAAAGAAGCUCUCAAUAAAUGCAAAUAAUAAGCUGAAAAUUUGUUACGCACUUUAA